This is a messenger RNA of Meloidogyne enterolobii, 621 nucleotides long. NCBI's taxonomy places the organism in Eukaryota, Metazoa, Nematoda, Chromadorea, Rhabditida, Meloidogynidae. The record is from the annotation of a GenBank genome assembly.
AUGGAAAUAAAUAAAAAUAAAUUUCAAUUGGUAAAGAAAAAUACUUCAUUUCCAGCUAAAUGUUGUAUUUGUGGAUAUAUUGCUAGCGGUUUUAUUUAUUAUAAUGUUAUGUGUUGUGAUGGUUGUAAACAUUUUUUUCGACGUUCUCUUAAUGCGGAAGAAUUGUUCAAAUGUAAAUUUGAUGGGAAUUGUGAUGUUAUGAGAGGUAUGGAAUUUAUGAAAAUUUGCGGAUUUAAUGACUUAAGUUUAAUUAAAUUAAUUUAAUUAACUUAAUUUUAAUUUAAUGAUAUUUACUCCUUUUUAUUGCACCUCUGAAGAGUAACACACACUUAUACAGUGGAUUGUGGUUGAGUGGAUUUUUCUAAUUUUUUAGCACAGUUUGAUGAUUCCGGUUCAACCCCAAACAUGAUUUAUCAUCAUCGAAUUUAUUUUCAGUAUUUUUUAGAAGCGGACUCCAAAAAAGAAUUCGGGCUUUCUAAACUAAGCGAUGCCGAUCCUGAGAAAUCCCGAAUAUUCUGCCUUAACCAAAGAAUCUGGCCCCGCCCAAAGAAUUUAGCUCAAAAACGAAAUUUGAAAUCAUUUUUUUCUUAUCUGAAUUAUUUUCCAGUUAGAGUUGAACUG